CGCCGUCCUAUCGCAUUCUGCUGGAAAGUACUUUUGCAGGUCAAGGUUGGAUGAGAUGGCAAAGGUGGUGGUGGUUUCCAAAGAUAGAUGUUGCUGGACGCGUGGGGAGACGCGACUUAGCGCGAAUGGAUCGGGAAGUGGGGAUACAGUACCCUACAUGUUUCCACAUCUCACAUGAGCACACAAUACAUGACUGACAUCACAGAAUAAGACAAACUUCGCGAUGCUUAAUUGAUUGUUUAACAGGAAUUACGACGGUAAUAUCACAAACCAAGUCGUUGCAUAAUGAAACCAGGUGAAAGGCGCGUUGUGGUCAAGUACUGGUGAGAACGAGUUAGCGAGCGCAAUAGCGUGUCCGACCAAACAUUCUAUCGUCUGCUAUCAGUUCACGCCUCGUCGCUCAGCUCAACACUGAACUCGAAUUACCUUUCAAGCAUCGAGAAAUUCUUUCGCAGGACGGUUACCAACCUCUCAGCACGUCAUGACGUCGCCCUCAAGUGAACGUAUCAUCAUAGCUGACACUGGUGAUGUCAUCUUCACGCUACGAAAUCCAGGUGCACCAUUUGCUGUCUGGGAUCAGGCUGUCGAAGAAAACAGUGAGAUUCAAGAUCCAGAAGAUGAGCAUAAAGACGAGCCGUUGAACGAUGCGACUUCCGAUACAUGUGCAGACGACCUAAACCAACCUGUGCCAAGGCAAGCCGCUCUGCCGGAUGUUGUCUACCAGGUCUCAUCACAGCACCUGGUAUGCGCUUCGCCGAAAUUCAAGAGUGAGUUGACAUCAUGGAGUGAGAGUUUAAAGCGGGAUGAUGGCCUUUAUCAUGUCAACACCACAGAUUGGGAUCCGGAAGCCUUCGGCAUAUUGUUGAACGUCUUACAUCUCCGCUUUCGUCAGGUGCCAAAGUCACUCGGUUUGGAGCUCCUUGCUAAGAUCGCCAUCUUGGUGGAUUACUACAGAUGUUGGGAGGCUUUCGAUUUGAUUGCUGACGUCUGGAUAACGCACCUGCGGGCAAAAUGCUCAGUUCCGGAAACUUAUAGCCGCGAUCUGAUGUUAUGGAUACUUAUCUCUUGGGUGUUUAAGCUGGAAGGGGAGUUCAAUGAAUCCACUUUUUGGGCUUCGAUAAAGAGCGAUGAACCAAUUCUACGAAACAUGGAGUUGAGCAUCCCACCAGCUAUCCUUCGGGGAAUAGAGACUUGCAGAUCAGAACUGAUCGAAGGAGCGAUAGAUGUCUGCCAAGGGUGGUUCGACAAGUUCUGCAGCGGCUAUUGCUGUAUUCAAGAUGAGAAAUGCUCCUUCGAGUGUGGCUCCAUGCUUCUUGGCGCCCUCACAAGACAAAUGAACAAUAUGGCCAUACUGUCACCGCGACCAACUGCACCUUACGCCGGACUCAGUUUCGCCGAACUUCGGUAUGGCAUCAAGUCUAUUAAAGCGCCAGAUUUGCACAUCCGUUACGAACGCCGCUCUCGCAGUCCAGAGUAUCGAAAACAUCCCUGUUCCCUUGAUGCAGUCAUCCGUGAAGUCAAUCAGGUAUAUAAACGAGCAGACGGACUAAGACUGCGCGAGUUCGUGGACCGUGCUGAGUCUACAACGGACAUAGUUUCCCGCCACUCUGAACUUCAGCGAUGAUCAUUGCGCACUGUGCGUCCACGUCUGGCGGUCUUUGGAGAGCCUACGGUGUGUAAGAUCAAAAUCCAGGAAUAGUUUGGCGAACGAACUCAGCGCACACUCUUGAAUGUCCAGUAACAAAGAAUCUUUGCUCAAACUCUAUAACUGAGUGUUUUAUCCAGUCUACUAGUUUUCGUUAGACACCCUGCCACCGAUCGUGCGUCGUUUUGAGCGCUGGACCAUGAUAUUUCUU
Messenger RNA from Alternaria alternata, 1856 nucleotides. RefSeq lists its product as hypothetical. Bases 482 to 1624 code for a protein of 380 amino acids. The transcript has 2 exons. The record is from RefSeq and is a predicted model, not a curated record. NCBI's taxonomy places the organism in Eukaryota, Fungi, Ascomycota, Dothideomycetes, Pleosporales, Pleosporaceae.